UCUAAAUAAAAAAGGAUUUAAGUGGGCUUUGAAUUGAAAAAUAAAUUGUGUUUUCGUUUCCACCUGGUUUCCAAUGGUUUCCACGUACGGGUAAAUAAUAAGUUAUAACUUUUUUCUAUAAAAGCGUGAAAAGUGAAAAAAAUAUGUUCUUUAAUAUUUGCUAAGUAGAAUAGUUUUUGUGUAGUGUAAAGUUAAGGACAAAAAUGAAUAUUCCGCAAGGAGUUAUGUUUCCAACAGGGUCCCUCUAUGUCGGAGACUUGCACCCUGAAGUCACAGAAGCCAUGCUGUAUGAUAAAUUCAACGCUGCUGGCCAAGUGUUAUCUCUCAGAGUAUGCCGAGAUGCUAGGACAAAGCAGUCGUUGGGCUAUGGGUACGUGAACUUCAGCCAAACAGCAGAUGCCGAAAGAGCGCUAGACACAAUGAACUUUGAUUUGUUGAAGGGAAAGCCUAUACGCAUUAUGUGGUGCCAAAGAGAUCCUGCUCUAAGAAAAUCAGGUAUAGGUAAUGUGUUUUUGAAGAACCUUGAUAGGAACAUCGACAAUAAGGCGAUGUAUGAUACUUUUUCCGCGUUUGGAAAUAUUUUAAGCUGCAAAGUGGCUCUAGAUGAGAAUGGAUAUUCAAAGGGUUAUGGUUUUGUGCACUUUGAGAGUGAAGACGUUGCUAAUAAAGCUAUAGAAAAGGUGAACGGUAUGCUCUUGAACCAAAAAAAAGUUUAUGUGGGUAAGUUUAUACCCAGGGUUGAACGAGAAAAGCAACUUGGUGAGAAAGCCAAGCAGUUUACUAAUAUAUAUGUGAAAAACUUUGGUCCCAAUAUGCCUGAUGAGAAGUUUUAUGAACUGUUUGCUAAAUAUGGACAGAUAACCAGCAGUGUUGUCAUGAGAAACAUUGAUGGUUCAUCAAAGGGCUUUGGAUUUGUUGCAUUUGCUGAUCCAAAGGCGGCUGAGCAAGCUGUACAAGAAACCAAUGGUACUGAAGUGGAUGGGAAUAUUCUGUAUGUUGGCCGUGCCCAGAAAAAGGCUGAACGUAUAAAUGAGCUCAAGAAAUGCUAUGAAGCUAUGAGAUUGGAAAGAUAUAAUCGCUUCCAAGGAGUUAAUUUGUAUGUAAAGAAUUUGGAUGACACUUUUGAUGAUGAAAAACUCAGAAAGGAAUUUGCUCCUUAUGGUACAAUAACAUCAGCAAAAGUGAUGACAGAGAAUGGUCGGAGUAAGGGAUUUGGCUUUGUCUGCUUCACUUCUUCUGAUGAAGCAACCAAGGCAGUGACUGAGAUGAACGGACGAAUGGUUGGCAGCAAACCACUCUAUGUUGCCUUGGCUCAGCGCAAAGAAGAUCGUCGUGCUUUCCUUAAUAGCCAAUAUAUGCAUAGGGCUCAGGCGCUCCGCCACCACCAGAACAGCAUCAAUUUCCCCACGACGACGCCUCCGUUCCUGAUUCCAGCUGUCGCACAGGGACCGCGAUUUUUCAAUCAUUUGAACCCUCUGAACCACAUCAGACCUGCACCCCGCUGGCCUGCCCCUAACGCUAUCCGCCCUAACGGCACCUACAACCUGCCCAUGAUCAACGGACCUUAUAGAGCUGCUUCAAGAUCUAACCUGAACGUCCGCGGAUCCAUGCACGCCCGCCCCAUCACCGGCCAACAGAGCACGCCACCCUCGCGUCCCAACAGCAAAUUCACUAGCUCUACAAAUAACAGCAUCCGCGCCGUCAGCGUGAACAUCGGCAAUGGUGGCGACAUCUCGCUGGGCGCCAACGCGCUCGUUGGGGCCGCGCCGCAGGAGCAGAAGCAGAUUAUUGGAGAGAAGCUGUUUAGAGUUGUAGAGAAGAUGUAUCCCGACAUAGCUGGAAAAAUAACAGGGAUGCUGCUGGAGAUAGACAACAGCGAGUUGAUCCACAUGAUCGAGAAUAAGGACUCUUUGAGGGCGAAAGUGGAGGAAGCAAUUGCGGUGUUGCAGGCACACACCAAGAAGGGCAUUGUAGUGCAGGAGUAAUUCUUUUUAUGUACACGUUGGGUUUUUUUAUAUUUGUUUGACCUAAGUAUUUUUAUUUAUUUGAAAAAUGUUCAAAAAGAUAUUUAUUUUUUCGCAUGUCGAUUUUUUUUAGUGAAGUUGAAAAUUAUCACGAAAUAUGUAUACUGAAGCUAGUAUUUUAUUUUUAGUAGUUAAUCUUGAAAUUUUUAGCGGUAAUAUUUUUGUAUUGUUAGGAAAAUAUGGAGCCUGGAAGAUGUUGACUAGUUUAAUGUAACUAGAAUAUAUAAAUAAAAGGUACAUUGC
Messenger RNA from Acanthoscelides obtectus, 2267 nucleotides. Lineage: Eukaryota; Metazoa; Arthropoda; Insecta; Coleoptera; Chrysomelidae. The record is from the annotation of a GenBank genome assembly.